UCCCAGCCAAGUGCCUGUUGGUAGGAAUCCGCUUGGCCUCGGGUCUGAGGGGGCUUGGAGGUGGCUGUGGCUGCGACUGAAGCAGGCAUCCAGGAGAGUCCACAGGAAAGAAGGCGCCAUGGACGAUCAGGGCUGUCCCCGGUGUAAGACCACCAAAUACCGGAACCCUUCGUUGAAGCUGAUGGUGAAUGUGUGCGGACACACUCUGUGUGAAAGUUGCGUGGACUUACUCUUUGUGAGAGGAGCUGGAAACUGUCCUGAGUGUGGCACUCCACUUAGAAAGAGCAACUUCAGGGUACAACUCUUUGAAGAUCCUACUGUUGACAAGGAAGUUGAGAUUCGGAAAAAAGUGCUAAAGAUAUACAAUAAAAGGGAAGAAGACUUUCCUAGUCUAAGAGAAUAUAAUGAUUUCCUGGAAGAAGUGGAAGAAAUUGUUUUCAACUUGACCAACAAUGUGGAUUUGGACAACACCAAAAAGAAAAUGGAGAUAUACCAAAAGGAAAACAAAGAUGUCAUUCAGAAAAAUAAGUUAAAGCUGACUCGGGAACAGGAGGAAUUGGAAGAAGCUUUAGAGGUAGAACGACAGGAAAAUGAACAAAGAAGACUAUUUAUACAAAAAGAAGAACAACUGCAGCAGAUUCUAAAAAGGAAGAAUAAGCAGGCUUUUUUAGAUGAACUGGAGAGUUCUGAUCUCCCCGUUGCUCUACUUUUGGCUCAGCAUAAAGAUAGAUCUACCCAACUGGAAAUGCAACUUGAGAAACCUAAACCUACAAAACCAGUGACAUUUUCCACAGGCAUCAAAAUGGGUCAACAUAUUACAUUACCACCCAUUCAGAAGCUUGAAGAAGCUCUAUAUGAAUAUCAACCACUGCAAAUAGAGACUUGUGGGCCACAAGUUCCUGAGCUUGAAAUGCUAGGAAGACUUGGGUGGAGAUGCUAAGGCAUGGAGAGGUUCAGCAACCUACCAAAGGUCAAUACAUCUUAAAAGGAGAAGAGUUUGGAUUUGAACCCAAGUGGUUAAACUGCAGAGUCCAUGUUCUAGAGAUAACUGUCAAACUUAUAAACAAUAGCUGUGCAAAACCAAAUCUGAGUAGUCAAACUUCUUAAGACUUCCAGGAAAUUUUACAGAUCAAGUAUCUAGUUCUUAUAUGGGAUAUAAGUGACAUCAACUAAAUAAUGGUGUUGAUAUCCUUGAGAGAAGUCCUGAGGAAUUCAUUAUGUAGAACAUGAUUUGACUGCUAACUGCACUCCCUUUUAUGCAGACAUUAAUGGAUUGAAUACAUUUACUUGGUAAUUAGGAUGCAUUAUUAUUUAGUAUUCCUUAAUUUCUUUCAAUAAAUAUUUGAGUUAAGCUUCUCUUAGAAGUUACCUUUAGGCUGUCAGCAGGUGGUUUGGAAUAAUCAUUUCAAAAUCUAAUUAACGUGGCAGAAAACUUGUCAAAAAGUUAACAAAAUUAA
Molecule: messenger RNA, 1457 nt
Organism: Aethalodelphis obliquidens (Pacific white-sided dolphin)
Lineage: Eukaryota; Metazoa; Chordata; Mammalia; Artiodactyla; Delphinidae
Gene: MNAT1
Product: MNAT1 component of CDK activating kinase
Exons: 8
Coding region: 119-940 (273 amino acids)
Biological process (GO): regulation of transcription by RNA polymerase II; positive regulation of cyclin-dependent protein serine/threonine kinase activity; nucleotide-excision repair
Cellular component (GO): transcription factor TFIIH holo complex
Molecular function (GO): cyclin-dependent protein serine/threonine kinase activator activity
Source: RefSeq, a predicted model, not a curated record